Molecule: messenger RNA, 1119 nt
Organism: Paracoccidioides lutzii Pb01
Exons: 1
Coding region: 1-1119 (372 amino acids)
Biological process (GO): endonucleolytic cleavage in ITS1 to separate SSU-rRNA from 5.8S rRNA and LSU-rRNA from tricistronic rRNA transcript (SSU-rRNA, 5.8S rRNA, LSU-rRNA); endonucleolytic cleavage to generate mature 5'-end of SSU-rRNA from (SSU-rRNA, 5.8S rRNA, LSU-rRNA); endonucleolytic cleavage in 5'-ETS of tricistronic rRNA transcript (SSU-rRNA, 5.8S rRNA, LSU-rRNA)
Cellular component (GO): nucleolus
Molecular function (GO): RNA binding
Source: RefSeq, a predicted model, not a curated record
AUGGCGGCGCGGAAACUGAACGAAUAUCUCGAUAUCGAGUCGAGUGAUGGCGAGGGGAGUGAGGGGGGUUACGAUUCUGAGGCGGUGCAGGAGGCUAAGGGGAAAGGGCGGAAUGCAACAUUGGGGACGGUGAUGGGACGAGAGAGGAAGAGGAGGAGGGUAUUUGAGGAUGCGGAUAGUGACGAGGGGGAGGAUGGGGGGGAUGAAGUCCAGGUCGGGAAUGGAGAUGGGGAUGGGGAUGGGGAUGGGGAUGGGGAUAACGAGGCAACUAUGGGCGAUGCGGAGACAUUUGUGAAACGCAGCGAUGUAGUGGAGGGGGUGGCGGACGAGGACGAAGAGCAAACACGCCGCAAAGACAUCUCAACAACAACAACAGCAACAGCAACAGCAACAGCAACAACCAAACCCAAAUCCCUAAAACCCCGCAAAGACAAAACAGGCGUCAUCUACUUCUCCUCGCUCCCACCCUACCUCAAACCCUCCGCUUUGAAAUCCCUCCUAACCCAACGAGGCUUCAGCCCCAUCACCAAAAUCUUCCUAUCCCCGCUCACGCCCCGCUCCUCCUCUCACACCUCCACCUCCAAACGCUCCACCACCAACCGCCGCCGCACCUACACAGACGGCUGGGUCGAAUUCGCCUCCAAGCGCACCGCCAAGAUCUGCGCGCAGACCCUCAACGCCACCAUCGUCGGCGGCAAGAAGGGCGGCUGGUACCACGACGACGUGUGGACUAUGAAGUACCUACGCGGCUUCAAGUGGGGGGAUCUGAUGGAGCAGGUCCAGCGGGAGAGGUCCGAGAGGGAGGCUAGGAGGAGGAUUGAGGAUGCGAGGGCUCGGAGGGAGGAGAGGGUGUUUGUGGACGGGGUGGAGAGGGGGAGGGUCAUUGAGGGGAUUAGGAGGAAGAGGGUUGAGAAGGGGAGGGAGAAGGGAAAACAGGGGGGGGUGGCGGGGAGGGAGGGGGAGGGUGAUGGUGAUGGUGAUGGUAGUGGUAGUGGUAGUGGAAUGGCUGGCAUUGAUGUUAGGAGAGUGUUUAGGCAGAAUGCGGUUCGGGCUGGUGGGAAGGAUGGGGAGAAGGCGUUGGAUGCGGAUGUGAAGAGGGUGUUGGGGAAGAUAUUUUAG